This is a messenger RNA of Paramecium sonneborni, 2801 nucleotides long. The record is from the annotation of a GenBank genome assembly. NCBI's taxonomy places the organism in Eukaryota, Ciliophora, Oligohymenophorea, Peniculida, Parameciidae.
AUGGAUUAAAUUCAAUUCAAAACACUUGAUGAAUUCAUAAGACUUUUUCACCAAAAGGGUAAUUAUUUAUAGAUUUCUAGUGUCUACAUUUACGGCAUCUGAAAUGUUAAUUUAAUUAUAAUAUUUAGCCUAAAUGCUAUGUGAAAAAUCAAUAUAGACUUAGGCUAAAAAUGAUAAUUUUUUUAAGAGAUGGAGUGAAAUAAAAUUGCCUAUUAGUUUACUUACAAUAGAUUUCAUAUCAUAAUUGUUUGUUAUUUAUACCAAAGUUAAUGAAAGUUUAAAAGAAGAUGUAUUGAUUGAAAUUAAGAGUAGAUUUUAUUAUACUUUAUUUGGCCUCUAAUAAUCUAUGAAUUUGAAGAUAAAAAAGUAGUAGUUGAAUAUUUUAACAUUUUGAAAACAAUAUACAAUAAAAAGUACAGAGAUUUACUAAAAAGUUUUGAAAUGUUGGAAAUAGUGAAAUUCAUGGUAAUAUUGUCGACAAUAAUCGCAGCUAAAAACAACCGAAAUAGAUGAAAUGAUUUGUUGUGAAUAGCACAACAAUAAAGAGUAGCCAUAAUAAAUCAUAAGUCGAGAAACUUAAAUAAAAAUUGAUCAAUUUGGAUUGCUUAUUAAUGAAAUACUCGAUCAAAUAGUUAAUGAUAUAUCAUAAGCAACAGGCAGUAAUCUAAAUGAGUUAGAAUAAUUAUUUGGUUAAUCAAUUCAGCAAAUAUUUUCAUAUUGUACAAAGGAUCACAAUUUCUGUUAAGUUUAAACAUUAUUAAUUGUUCUAAUAGUAAGUAAAUUUAUUUAGUAUUAGAAUUAAUUGUCAAAAGUUAAGGUAGAAGUUAUUAAGAAAUUAUUUAAAGAUUUUGAAGCGAUAAGUUUUAUUGUUCUAUUAUAUAAUUGUACAACUUCUUAAGCUCUCCAAAUCUAUUGUAUAAAAUUAUUCUAAAUCAUUUCUGUAUAAAAUUCAUAGGUAUUCCUUAAUUCUUUAAAUAGGUGUUAUAAAAAUUAAUUUUAAGUAUCAUACCAUCAUCUGAUAACAUAAGGUUUGUUUAAAAUUUGAAUUCUGAAUCACUUAUUUGUUCAGUAUUGGAAUGGCUUUUAGAUAUUCCGGUUUCCUUAAAAAUAACUGAAUAUCAAAUGUUUGAUGAAAAAUUAACAUUUAAAAAUACUGAUGUCAUGGAAUUAGUACUUAAUUAUUUAUUCAUUUGUCCUAUAGUAAUGAAGCAAUAAUUAAUUACUACAAUAUAUACACUAAUAAGAAACAAUAAACAAAAUUAAUUAUUUUUGUUAGACAAUAAACAUUUUCUAAAUACUUUUCCAAAGUUUUUGAUGGAUCUUUAAAAUAAAGAUCCACUUGAUGUUGAUGAUAUUCAAAUUUCACUUUAAAAAUCAGUAUCAAUUGUUCUUAAUGUAAGAUAUUAGAUACAAGUUUAAAAUUGAUAACAACAGUGUUUAUGAACUAACUUCAAAAUGGCAAGAUAGAUAUGUUGUUCUAGUGGUUGAAAUUGGCUGAAUUGGAAGAAAAAAAAAAAAGAAAUGAAGGUUUAAAAGAUGUUAGAACUCCAAGUUAUUUAAUUAGGUAAUUGAUUAGCUAUGUUUUUAAUAAUCUUUUGAAAAGUUCGAUAUAAAAUGCAUAAGAAUUGUCAAAUGAUAAUUUAUGGAAAGGAUUUAAUUUAUUUUUAGCAUGUUUUUUGGGUAUAAUUUCUAAAGAGUUAAUUUAAUAAGAUUAAUUGACAUCUAAAUUAGUAGGAUAAAAAGUAAUAUAAAGUCCAUAAUUAUUAAUGAUUAUAUGUAUAUAUAUAUUAAUGAAUGUAGAGUUGUUUGAAAAUGAAUAAUGGAUUGAUUACUAAUUUUGUAGUAAGAUUAUAUAGAUUGUUAAUUUUUUAUACAGUUAGACAAUAAAUAUGAAUUUGGAUAUUAUUAAGCCAAGCAUAAAUUUUAAGAGUGGUGAAUUUGCGAUUUGGUUAAGCCAGCUUUUCAAAAAGAUUUUGAGUAAUGAGAAAGAUAAUAUAUUUGUUAUGAGAAUAAUUUAGACUUUAAUAUGUUAUUAUUAGCAUUAUAUAGUUGCAUAAAACUUUGGAUAAUAAUAAUUAGAAGAGAUUCAAUAAUUAUUAAAAGCUUAUAGACUUUUAAUGUAAAGUCUUGUUUGUGGAGGUUAACAAUUUAAAAAUCUUAAAUAUAUUCCUGUAGAUAUUGAAUAUCAAAUAUCAUUAAGUCAUUAUUUUUAUAUAGAAUCUUAAAUGAAAUUGUUAACUUAGAUUAAAUAGAAGUGUUAAAAAGGACAUCAUGAAUCUCAUGAUUCUUACUUGAAUUAAUAUGCUCUAUAAGAAUUGAUUGCUUAUAUUUAACAACAAUUAUAGGAAUAUUAUGUUAGUUUAUGUAAAUUAUGUCAAAUUUAUGGGAAAAGAUCCCAAAUAUUUAUUUGGAACUUUUGUUAUGAGUUGAUUAGAAUGAGGAAAUAAGAAGGAGAUGUUUUAGAAUCUUAUUUAUAAACAUUAAUAAAUCAACCUGAUAUUAUACAUGAUAUUGUAGGGAAUGAAGAAAUGAUUGUAUAUUAUAAUGAUUGUCCAAAUAUGGUAAAUUUGAAAUAAAAAUCAUAAUUGAAAUUGAAUGAACUGAUUAAAUGGAUAAAUGUUUUAAUUGAAUAAUAGGAACAUGAAUAAAUUGUUUAGUAUUAGGAAUAGUAUUCUAGAUAGAGUUAAAUUUUAUUGAAGGAUGUUACAAAGACAUUAGACAGAUACAAUUUGAUUCAACUACAAAAUUAUGAAAUUUUUGAAUAAGAGAAAUUAAGAUAUGAUUAAUCUAAGACAUUAUGA